CGGUGUUCUACGGGCUGCUGUGUCUCGCCAUGGCCUUCCUCACUCACCUGAUGGGAGACUCAGUGCUGCAGGUGGCUCUGAAGAUCUUCGGGAUGGUUGGAGGUCCGGUUCUGGGUCUGUUUUGUCUCGGGAUGUUCUUCCCCUGGGCCAACUCCACCGGGGCGCUGGCUGGUCUGGGGUCAGCUCUGGCUCUGGUCUGCUGGGUCGGCGUCGGCAGCAUCGUGACCCGAGUCUCUGGAGCAAAGCCUCUGCCUCCGAGCUGCAGAGCUGCAAACACAACGUUUAACCUGCAGGGGGCGCUGUGGAACAUCACUGUGAGCCGUCCCUCUGGACUGCAGAGGUUUUACUCGUUGUCCUACAUGUGGUACAGCGCCUUCAGCUGCCUCACCGUCGUCUUCGUCGGACUCUUCAUCAGCUUCCUCUCAGGCCCUCUGAAGGAGGAGGACGUGACUCCAGGAACCGUUUAUCCGUGUUUAGGGAAGCUGUUGUGUUUCCUUCCUGAACGUCUGAAGAAGAAACUCUGCUGCGUCACGCCGCUCGGACACUCGCUCUCGGCGCCUCAGAAGGAGUCGGAGGACAGAGAAUCUCCGGAGGCUCAGACUCUGCUGGUGGAGGACGAGACGAACGUGUGAAAUAACCGUUAACUAUCCAGAGACACAAAGCACUGAAGAGACUUGAAUACAGAUCAUCUCUCAAUCCUCUGGACAAGUCGGCACCUUUUCGACUGCACAGUGACGACUGCUACUGGAGGCCGUCUCGUGAUUUAGAGACUGCAUCGUGUGUUCCUGCUGACUCUUCCCUGCUUUGAGCCCUCUGACGGUUAUCCCGAAGCAAGGAGCUCCCUGCAGUCCAACAGGCGGUAAACCAACUGUUCCUCAUGACCAUAUCCAAACCAUCCGGUCCACUGAGUGUCCUUAUAUCACCUCGUGAACCUUCUCUCUUCCUGUGGGUCUUGUGUUUGAGGCAGAAUGUGACGUCGUUUCCAAUCGUCUUCAUUGUAGAGUUUUAGGGACUUUAGGGGCGAUCACAGAAAUGUUUGUUCUAACGCUUUUCAAAGAGACCGAGGUUCUGCCUGUCGCAAAACUUGCACCGCAUUUGUUAAAAUAAUUGUGCAAAUUAAAACUUAUUUGGAAGAAAACAUAAAUGAUAGCGUUCAAACAUCCGGCCAAUAUCCUGAGCCCUAAAUUAAUUACAUUUGAUAAUGUAUUGCUAUUUUUUGAGUGUGUGCACUCCCUAUUUUCUCUCAAGGCAUGCACUAAAACCAGAGCAACGAACGCUCAAUCAAAAAUAAUCCAGAAGGACCUUCGAGCAAAUAUUCUUUAACGGUUGAUUCUCUGUCUUUUUUAAAGUGUCUGAGAUCUUGUUUGUAUUUGAUUACAGUUCAUGUGGAGAAAACACGUCACUGUUUUUACUCGAUUUCUUGCGAUUUCCUGUGAACUUUAAAUGUUGUAUUCCGUGACUCAGACGACAGUGCCUCUUUUUCAAUCAUUUUCUAAUCGUUUCUUAGAAUGAACGAGUGAAUCUUUCUGUUUUGCAGCUUAAAAAACACUGGAAAAACCUCUAUUUUGAGUUUGUAGAUAUUUGUUGACGCCUUGUUGAUUAGAAUUGUUUCCAAUCCCAUUAUCCGGUUAAUUUCACUUCUUUUGUGAUUCGUAGAGAUUGAUUAUUGUCUGUUGAAGAUGCUUUGUUUACAGUAAAUGAAACCAACCAACAGUAAACUGCGUUGUGUAAUAAAUAAAUAAUGAAACACUGA
Molecule: messenger RNA, 1753 nt
Organism: Gymnodraco acuticeps
Lineage: Eukaryota; Metazoa; Chordata; Actinopteri; Perciformes; Bathydraconidae
Product: sodium-dependent multivitamin transporter-like
Biological process (GO): biotin transport; sodium ion transport; pantothenate transmembrane transport
Cellular component (GO): membrane
Molecular function (GO): sodium-dependent multivitamin transmembrane transporter activity
Source: RefSeq, a predicted model, not a curated record